CGAGCGCGCGGAGCGGCCGGGGCCGGGGCGCGGAUGCUGGAAGUUCACAUCCCGUCGGUGGGGCCUGAGGCCGAGGGGCCCAGGCAGAGCCCGGAGAAAGGCCACAUGGUGUUCCAAGUGGAGGUGCUGUGCAGCGGGCGCAGACACACGGUGCCGAGGCGCUACAGCGAGUUCCACGCGCUGCACAAGCGGAUCAAGAAGCUGUACAAAGUGCCCGACUUCCCCUCGAAACGCCUGCCCAACUGGAGGACCAGAGGGUUGGAACAGCGCCGGCAGGGCUUGGAGGCCUACAUCCAGGGCAUCCUGUACCUGAACCAGGAGGUGCCCAAGGAGUUACUGGAAUUCCUGAGACUUCGGCACUUCCCCACAGAUCCCAAGGCUAGCAACUGGGGCGCCCUGGGGGAGUUCCUGCCUGGCGAGAGCAGCUCCCAGCAGCACCAGCGGCCUGUCCUGAGCUUCCAUAUGGAUCCCUAUGUUUGCACCCCCUCCCCAGAGCUGCUGCCCAAUGUGGUGGUGAAUGGUGUGCUCCAGGGCCUCUACAGCUUCAGCAUCAGCCCAGAUAAAGCCCAGCCAAAGGCGGCCUGUCACCCUGCUCCUCUGCCACCGAUGCCCUGAUCAGUCCAGAGGCCUUUGGCUGCCGCCUAAGAAAGUCAUGUGCCUCUGUCCUAUGAACUCCAUAUAAGGCUAGGUCCUCCCUUGGCCUGGACCCAGGACUUAACUACCCAGUGUCCAGUUGUGCUACAUUCCCACUCAAGGCUCAGAACUUGGCUUGCAUUGGUAGCUGGAGGUAGUAGAAUCUGCAUGCUCUUAGAGCCCAAGAACCAAGGCAGGGUCAAGAAGGUAAGUAAUAAAGGAAGAAGUCAGCCAGGCGCGGUGGCUCACGCCGGUAAUCCCAGCACUUUGGGGGCCAAGGUGGGUGGAUCACCUGA
Messenger RNA from Macaca mulatta (Rhesus monkey), 929 nucleotides. RefSeq names its product sorting nexin 22 (gene SNX22). The record is from RefSeq and is marked provisional. Gene Ontology annotation, molecular function: phosphatidylinositol phosphate binding. NCBI's taxonomy places the organism in Eukaryota, Metazoa, Chordata, Mammalia, Primates, Cercopithecidae.